Molecule: messenger RNA, 1633 nt
Organism: Xenopus tropicalis (tropical clawed frog)
Lineage: Eukaryota; Metazoa; Chordata; Amphibia; Anura; Pipidae
Gene: myadml2
Product: myeloid-associated differentiation marker-like 2
Exons: 1
Coding region: 94-1002 (302 amino acids)
Cellular component (GO): membrane
Source: RefSeq, a predicted model, not a curated record
CAGUGGCAGCCCUAUAAGCACACUGAGAAGCUGGAGUAGUCACUUCUUUUUCUUUCAGUCUCCUGCUCACUUCGCUGCUCGCCAGGUUUCAAAAUGGAUGGCUCAGGGGGGGCCUACCUAAAUGUGGAUGCCAUUUGGUCCAAAGUGGGAUUUGUACGCUUGCUGCAGAUGUUAUUCGGUUGUACAACUUUCAGCCUAGUGCUGCACCGUGCCGGCUUCAGUGCAGCUCAUGGGACAUUCUGCGUGUUUGUCUGGGCCUUUUGCUUUGCCCUCACAAUUCUUAUUGUUACUUGUGAGCUGACAAGGCUUCAGUCAUGCCUGCGUAGCAUUUCCUGGGGUAACUUCACUGCUGCUUAUGCCAUGCUAGCUACCCUCAUGACUCUCACAGCUGCUGUAAUAUACCCUCUGUACUUCACAUCUUUGAACUGUUCCUCUAGUGACUGUAGUACCAAGUAUUUCCGUCUGGCUGUCAGCGUUUGUGCUGCGUUACUGUUUGUGGCUUAUGCUGUGGAAGUGUUCCUGACCCGGGCCAAACCUGGUCAACCUUGCAGUUAUAUGGCAACUGCUUCUGGACUCUUAAAAGUUGUCCAAGCUUUUUUGGCUUGUGUCAUUUUUGGAGCCUUGGCAAGUGAAAGCCAGUACAAGAAAUUUGUGGCAACUCAGUGGUGUGUCGCUGUGUAUAGUUUCUGCUUUGCUGUCACCAUGGUGGUGAUUAUACUGAAUAUUACUGGACGUGCACUAAGCCUACGUUGCCCCUUUGAGCGCUUUGUAGUUAUAUACACUGUACUGGCCAUUUUGAUGUACAUGAGUGCUGCAGUCAUAUGGCCGGUAUAUUUCUUUGACAGCAAGUAUGGAUCACCAAGAAGGCCAUCACGCUGCACCUGGGGACAAUGCCCAUGGGACAGUCAGCUGGCAGUUACUAUUUUCACACACAUCAAUUUGAUACUGUAUAUUGCAGACUUGGUAUAUACACAGAGGCUACGCAUUGUGGCUCAGCGCUGAAUACAAGGGACAAGUCACUUUAAGGGAAAUGGGGACCAGUGUCAUGAUGCUGACACAAACUGCUAUGGGCAGGAACAGAAAAGUGACAGUACACACUCAAGCCAUCUAAAGAAAAUAAUCUUUGUACUUGUUGCUCUUAUUUUUUAACAUUCAAAAAUAUUUAUUUUAAAUGGUGAUGGUUUUGUCAUUGCAUAAAAUAUCUGAAAUCCAUGUGGUGUUUGAAUGGACUUAUUGGUAACCGUGUAACAAAUGUGAGGAUUUUCUUAAUGGGAUUACAACAGCUUUACAACAAGGAUGCCAGGAGCAGUUUUUGUAGAAAAGAAAGUAGGUAGCAAGAAAAAAUUAAAUCUUCUCCUUAAAAAUAUCAAAUACAGUUUCAAAGUAAGUUAUGGUAAAUGUGUUGCUACUGUUUUGCUUGCUUUUGUCAUAAUUCAACAUUUGUAAAAAAAAAAUGGAGGUCUCAUUUAUGAAAGGAAAUGUGUGGAUCUAUAACCAUUAUUUCUGUUUCCAUCCCGACUCCCUACUCCUAUUUUGCUUGCUUUUCUCAUUAGAAUUCAACAUCUGUAAAAAAAAUGGAGGUCUGAUUUAUGAAAACAAAUGUGUGAAUCUAUAAAAAUUAUUACUGUUUCCA